Cyprinodon variegatus (sheepshead minnow) is the source of this 7030-nucleotide messenger RNA. RefSeq names its product ataxin 7 (gene atxn7). Lineage: Eukaryota; Metazoa; Chordata; Actinopteri; Cyprinodontiformes; Cyprinodontidae. The record is from RefSeq and is a predicted model, not a curated record. The transcript is spliced from 13 exons. Bases 246 to 3092 code for a protein of 948 amino acids.
ACCAGGUGAAGACCUCCUUACAAGCUGAACACGGCUCUCAUUUCUCUCCCACCGUCCUGUUUGUCGCUCGCUCCGUGCAUCCAGUUGCUGUUCAUCGGUCUGGGGGCACAUUUCGAGCUCCUCUACCCAGGGCCUCGAUAUUCUAUCCAGUGUGUGCACCAGUCUGCAGACAUCCAAACUGAUGAGGAUUGGCUGAACAAAUAAAAAACAAACUUACUGUUUCUUUCUUGUAUCAAGCGGAAAGAAUGUCGGAAAGGGCCGAGGAUGACGUCAGGGGGGAGCAGCGCCGAGCGGCCAGGCAGCAGCUGAAGCAGCAGCAGAUCCAGCGGGGAGAAGGCUCCACAGCAAUGGCGACUGUUGCGGAGCGGAGAUCGCUGCCUAGUCCUGAAAUAAUGCUGGGACAGCCUUGGAGCAGCUGGGUCGACGCCGCCAAACUCCACGGACACGACGGUGCUGAAUCGGAGGAAAGUUUUAAAGACUUGGGGAAAAAUCGAGAAGCCAUGCGUUUGUGCAGAGAAGACAUGCCCAUAUUUGGUCAGUGUCCCGCGCAGGACGACUUCUACCUGGUGAUGUGCAACCACUGUGGUCAUGUGGUCAAGCCACAAGCCUUCCAAGCACACUACGAGAGGCGGCAUGGUUCUACCAUCAAGCCAGCCUCCACGUCACCCUUUCUGGUACCGGGCAGAAACCGAAGUGCUGGCAGCGGGAUAAGCUCUGGGACCAUGGCUGGAGUGACAAGCGGAGGACUCCUCGGCCGAUCAUCCACCGCCGUCUCCGGUGUGACGUCAUCUUCUUCAUCAGCAUCCUCCAAUCAAAAAUUUCAGAAAUCAGCCAAAGACAAACAACAAGGUUUUCAGCGAAGACCUGCUCCCAACCAAUACAGGGCGAGCCAGCCUGAAAAAAUCCUUACCCCCGCUGUUAAGGUGGAGAAGAUGCAUCUAAAGCCGGACUCGUCAGCGAAGCUGGGGCAGGCUCCACCGGCCCCCGCCGCCACCUCAUCCUGCUCCUCUGCACCAUCCUCUAACACCACUGUGAGCACUGCCGUCAUCACGACUUCCACGUCCUCCUCAUCAUCGUCGUCAUCAUCAUCAGCCCUUAAACCAGGCCUUAACUCUCCCUCCAUACCAAAGCCUCCAUUGCUGGUUUCUGGUCCAAUUCCCAACGGCAAGGGCCUGCCCGCAGACAAGAAGCAAGACAGCAGCAGCAGUAGCAAACGCCACGUUAACAAGAAGGUGUCAGAGCGUGAGUUCAAUCCUGAUAUCCACUGUGGCGUUUUGGAUGCUACAGGUCGGAAACCCUGCACAAGAUCCCUAACAUGCAAGACACAUUCCUUAAGCCAUCGGCGGGCCGUGCCUGGACGAAGGAAGCGCUUCGACAUAUUGCUAGCAGAACACAAGAACAGACCGAGAGAGCGGGACAGGGAUCGAGAACCGCACCAAACCCAUCCCCAGCAAACUGCCCCUCUCAGGGACCCACACCCCUCUCCCCAGCUCCCCCCUAGCCAUGACACCCACCCGGUUUCUCAUGGCAACGGACCAGCCCCCGAUACCACAAAGCCUUUGUUAUUGGUGAAGUCCAAAUUUCACGGCCCUGGUCUUCCACGACUGAACAACAGUCAUUCUGGAGGCUCCUCGGAUCCUUCAGUGGUCCAUGAGUCCCUGCACCAUCCCCAGUCUACGCCAGAUGCUGUAUCCAGACCCUCGAGUGAUGAAGGAGAGAAUGAGGAGCGGGAAGACAGCACAGACAAACUGGACUGUCUCUAUUCAGGUUACCACCCUCGACCGGCAGCUUACUGUACGUUUGGAAGUCGACUGAUCGGGAGGGGCUUUUACUCCUUUGAUAGGCGAUGGGACAGAGUGCGAUGUGCACUAACCACCAUGAUGGAAAAGCAUGUUAACUCUCAGCUGUGGAAGAAAAUCCCAUUCGCCUUGGAAAAUUCCCCUCUUGUAGCCCCCCAUAGGACAAGCACAAAUUCCCACAGUAGCACUCCCUCAUCAGGCUUCCUGAGCCCCCCCGCAGCCUUGCCCCAAACCCCCUAUAGCCAAUCUAGUGAGAGCAAGGCAUCGCUCUCCUAUGGGACCACCUUAAAUGCUCACAGCUCCCUUCAGGGCGGCCAGGAGCACCCGGCCUUUGGCACCACGCAGGCCAGACAAGUGUCUUCGUUGCCGCAGAUGCCUUCAGCCCACUUGUCCUCAUCUUUGUCUUCUUCAGCUCCUUCCCUAGCCUCAGGCCGGGCGCUGAAGUCACGUUCAUCUGGCAGCAGCGCCACUACCAAAUCAUCCUCCUCAUCCUUCAAGUCCAAGGAAAUUUCCUCUGGCUCGUCCACAGCUGCCCUACCAAACUCUACUAGUGGCGGGAGCACUGGAGCGAGCAUAAACAGUAGCAGCGCUAGCUUCAGCACGGGGAAGAAGAGGAAGAACGCUUCUGUCCUUUCCUCCACCCAUUGCUCUUCUGAAUCCUCUGCUUCUAAUGCCAAUUUCCCUUCAUCAUCAUCAUCCUCUUUUAAGAAGAACUGUGCAAAUGUUGGCAGCUCAGGGAGCACCUACCAUCAUGGCUCAUUAGGACCUUCAUCUUCGCUAUCCUCCUCCCAUAGUGGAGUUCACAGCGUGGGGCUGAACUGUGGCCCUAGUGUGCGGACCAACUCACUCAGUCUCAAGGCAGAGCCUUCUGGAGGCUCAGCAGGUGGCUCCUCUGGGCCCCCGACACGAGGCCCUCCCUCAGGCAGCCCCGCAGAGUCCAUAAAGCGUAUGAGUGUAGUUAUGAACAGCAGUGACUCAACUCUUUCUCUGGGGCCUUUUGUCCACCACCAGCCCGCCUCCUCAUCAGACCAUCACACCAACUUUAGUCACCACUCCUCAGAUGGACGCCUGGAGGCAAAGAAGCGCAAAAGCUCCUCUGCUUCGAGUGGCAUCAACAGCGGAGGUGGUAGUCUGGGAAGGGAAGGAGCAGCAGGAGGAACCGGACCAGGCAGACCCAAAAUGACAAAGUCCCCGGCUCUUAAUAACAUCCAUGGGAAACAUAGUCGAAGCAUUCCAGGGACGCCAGGUCUACCCAACAAUUCACAUUUACAUCAGCCAAAAGCUCGUCCCUGACAGCGACUUCCUGCCUCUGCCAUGAAAACGGGCGGACAGAGAAAAGUCCAGAGUGGUGUGCAAGCUGUUCUGGACUGCACGAGGCCUUGUGAAAUAAAAUCCACGUGACUCUCAGCUUCCCACAAUCCUCAGGGUGGAGAUGAUCUGGACUGCUUAGUGAAGUAGACGCUGUCCUUACUGUUUCUCCCAAAGCCAUGUGUGAGUGUGUCUGAAGAGACGUGGAUAGGCAGAGGUUCUGAAUGCAAUGUAGAACCCCCCCUCCCCCCACAAUCUGAGAGGUCUUCCCAGCUGUUUAGGAGGUAGAGGGAGCACAGCAAGCCGCUCUCCUCUGAGUAAGUAGAGGAGCGAGUGCGUAAACUGUGCAAUGUCAUAUUCUGCUGGAGUCCCCAACGUAAAUACACCCCCCCCCCCCAUCGCCUGAUCUCAGAAGCCUUGCAAAGGAGAGCAGGAGAAGAAAAGUGAUGACUGUAUUACCUACGACAUACAGCGGCAGCCCCCCCCUGCCCCUCCCGCCGGCAGAUAAUCUGGUUAGCUCUGUAAUCAUCCACGAUAAUUAUGCAAGAAUAACCUUUUUCUGAUUUCUUAGAAGCUUUUUACACUGUCCUAUAAAAGGGGGUCUUUGUAGCCUUGAGGAAGAUGGUUGUUUUUUUUUUUUUUUUAUGUGAAAAAGGACACCUGACGUGCCCAUUGGAUCGAUUCCUCCGUUGGAGAGAAAAGCCUGUUCCUGAGGGGACGCCUGUUCAGUUCCUGAAUCUAUACAUUGUGCAAAAAAAACACCACAGUAACAGUAGACCUAACCCCCCCCACCCCCUUCUCCGACUGUGAAAACAGCACUAAAUACUUUUCUCCACUGAUGCUGCUUAGCUGUCCACAAAGCUCGCCAAAAGCUGCUGCAGCUUUGCAGACUUCAUUUAUUUUUAACUUCAGAAAAGAAAAGGCAUUGAGGGGGGCGGAGUUCCGCUCAUGAAGAAGUAACCAGUGCAAUGUGGAUCAAAAAGAAACUUUAACAAGCUGUAUGGUUUUAGCCACAACUUAACUACUUUAUCUCCACGAAGCUGUGUGAAACCCCUCAGCUGCGUGUGGAAAGAUGUGAAUUGUAAUGUUUUGUUUUGGUUUCUUCACACGGAAUCAGGUACGGUACGUCUUAACUGGAACAAACUUGCACGUCUGCUCGUCUCCGAGGUUUUAGUUGUCCCUUCCGGUGUCUAACCACUACCACAUCUCUGGAUGUUACCUUAUCAACGCCUCGCUGAUAAAGCUGUUCUCUAUGGAGUGCCAAAACUGCAAAAAUAUAUUAAACAUUAUACAUCGAGAAAUAAUGAAAUAAAAAAUCCAAAUUUAUGCAAAUCUGCUGAAUAUGUUUAUAGCAUUCAAUGUGAAUUUAAUUUAAAUUUGAAGUCAUGUUUAAAACCAUUAGUUUGUGGUUGUUUUGCUGCCGUCCGCCAUGACACGCAAACAUAGACUGUGACAUCUGAUUGGUGAUCUUUACAUCUCCUUCUGACCAAUCAUUUAAAGACGAUAUGAGCCACGCCCACUCAGUCAGAUGGGUAAUACUACAAGAUAAAAUAAAUGCAGCUUUUGACCAUGAAAUAAUUGGUCUGAUAUUUUUUUAGCUAGUCUAUUCAAGGCUUUGGCUAAUUGAACAUUUAUCUUUAGGCAUUUUUUUGCUAUUUUAAUUUAUUACAUUUGGGCACUUUUGAAACUCCAUAGAUGGCAUUAUACUAAUACAGGUAGAUCUCAAUAAAAUGGUGCAUCUGUUGUUUAAUUCAGAAAAUGAAACUUAUGAAUAGACACUGUGAUAUAUAUUUUAAAGGUUUAUUUCCACUCCCAUUUGGAGAUAAAGGCUUACAGCCCAAUAGAACCUUCUGGUAAGUUUCUCAAAUGACUACAAAUAAUUACACAAGAUCAAUAAAAUUGGGAUGUUGCCUUUGAGAAGUAUCUCUAUGUGAAGCAUAGUGCAUGCCCUCAAUCCCUGCUCUUUCUUAGCAUAGAUCACUGCUUCAGUGCCGCAUGGCGGGUAGAUCAGCCUGUGGCUCUUGUGAAGUUUGUUAUAGUAGUAUUUUGUUAUAGACAUCUUAUCCAUGCUCUCUGGUGUCUUCUUGGAAAAAAAAUAUCAAGAGAUUCUGUGUGCGGUUUAGUUUUGUGGUAGACAGCUGCUACUUUGGACCAACACCAGCAAAUCUGACCCCAAAUGAACACUUUAAACUUGAGCUCAACUCUUCUACUGUUUGGAACUUUGAUUUUCAAAUCAAAAUCAACAUUUACCUUCAUUUGAAAAGGAGAACUUUGGAUCUUUGAGCCAAAUUAGCUGCUUUUCUUUUAUGAAAUUGCUCAGCUCAAGAUAUGCACAGGUUAAUGUCGUAGAGACGUGUUUGGAGGCCUGAUUCUGGUAAAGGCUUGGACGCUUUCUUUGAACAGCCAGUUUCUGCAGUAAAGAUGUCUUUUGUAGGGAUGGAAACGUGACUUUCUGCUGGACAAGGUCAAGCGAUUGUGUUAAAAAGUCCUUUUUUAUUGGUCUUAUGUAGUAGUUUCAGUUGUUUGAGAACUUUCAGCUGAUAAUCAUUAACCAAACACUUGAAAUAUACCCCUAAGAAUCAGUUUCUCUGUUUAGAAUUGCAUUAUUGAAACAAACUCCGGACGCCCUUAUUUUCCAAUUAUUUUAUCAAACCAGUCUUAAGACACGCAGUGCUUGCCCAUCGUAUCAGAAUGUCUGCUUUUUGAAUAGGAGUUUUACGGUGCGAGAUUCAUGGAGAUGACUUCGAGAAAAUCAGAGCUUUGGUAACCCUUGUUGAUUUAUAUAAAAUCCCCUCACUGAUGUCAAGUGGAGCCGAAACACUUUAUUUUUAGGAAAGACUCUUUAAUUCACCUCAUUUUAUUGUAGCCUAUGUAUCAAACAUGUGUCCCUAUUUGAGAAUACAUAUUUUGUUAACAAUUGUACAUAGUAAAGUAUGUAUUUUUGCACGGGCAUUUUUCCUACAAAUGAAUUUUUUAGUACAAUUUUGGAGAUUAUUUAUAAAAAUAAAAAGUGUCCGCGGAGAGGACUAUUUUAAAGUGGUUCACUGCCAAGUCUACAAUGCAAUACAUCUGAAUACAUCGAAGCAUCUCAUGAAUCGUGUACUCUACCUUUAAGGAGGGAAGGGGGGGGAAGAUAUCGCCACUGUAGCAUGUGUCUGUAUGAAAGUAACCUUUAUUCACUUACCAAGGUCUGAAUCACAUGUGCUUUUACCAGACGCUUUUAUGUUGCCUAUAGAUCAAACUCUGUAACCCUGAAGUUUGAAAUGUCAUGGCCUGAAGCUGUGCUCUUUUAUCCAAAUGAAAAAACACUUGAAGACGAUCAGGGGGUAAAAAAAAAAACAAAAAAAAACGCUGUAAGGACUUGGCUACCUGCAAGGAAGAGAGGAACGGUUUGCUUCCUCGCUGCCAAUCCAUUUAAAUCCCAGCUUUUCCAGAAUGAGUUCAGCAGCUUCUAGAAAUAUCAAAUCAAGAAAGUGCCUGAAUUUGUUUUUCUCCCCGACUCUUUGAAGACAGUAUUCGUUGGGUUGUUUUAACCUACUUGAAUGUUCAGAGUAUUGGAGUUUGGUUCAGUAUAUCAGCCUGUGAACCCUUAAAAAGCAGAGCUCCUCAUCUGCUCAGCAAACAAACCUUAGUUUUCCUUCCACAACACAAACAUUUUAUUUCAUUCACCUGUUGGAGAGUUUCUGUCCGCACUGCAGACCUGGAAUGUUAACGUCAUAAUACAAAUCAAGGCUGGGAAAGAGGAAAAAAACAACAACCCACCAUUCAUUCUUUGUAAAAGCGUGUAUAGAUUUGUUUUCUGUAUACAUUAUCAGAAUCAUUUCAGCUGGACUUUACGUAUUGGCUGCUAUGUAAUUCAUGAACAAAAAAGCAUAGGUUAGAAUUAAUAUUUAAAGAAAAAGAUUGUAUAGUAUAUUUGUUUU